Cucurbita moschata (crookneck pumpkin) is the source of this 878-nucleotide messenger RNA. Its product is annotated as transcription factor MYB16-like. The record is from RefSeq and is a predicted model, not a curated record. The coding region runs from base 25 to 864 and encodes 279 amino acids. The transcript is spliced from 2 exons. Lineage: Eukaryota; Viridiplantae; Streptophyta; Magnoliopsida; Cucurbitales; Cucurbitaceae.
AAGCUCAAAAUCUUUCAAAGGGUCAUGAUGUCGAGGUCGCCAAUGCUCGAGAAUGGUGUAAAGAAGGGGCCAUGGACGCCAGAAGAAGAUCAAAAACUAGUGGAUUAUAUUGAGAAAUAUGGACACGGGAGCUGGAGAUCUCUUCCAAACCUUGCUGGUUUGAACAGGUGUGGUAAGAGUUGUAGAUUAAGGUGGACAAACUAUCUUAGACCUGAUAUCAUUAGAGGAAACUUCUCUGAUCAAGAAGAACAAAUCAUCAUCAAUCUUCAUGGAGCUCUCGGAAACAAAUGGUCGAUAAUAGCAAGACAUCUCCCGGGACGAACGGAUAACGAAAUUAAGAACUUUUGGAACACCAACUUGAAGAAGAAACUUCUACAGAUGGGCAUUGAUCCUAUCACCCACAUGCCAAGAAAUGACCCUUAUCUCAACAAUCUCUCAAAUCUUCAUCACUUGCUUUCUUUUUCCACAGCUCCUUGGGACAAUCCAUUAGGGCUACACUCACAAAUCACUCAACUAGCAAGGGCUCAGCUCCUCCAAAAUCUAUGGCAACUUCCAAGCACCUCUUCUCCUUCCCUUUACAAUAGCCUCUUCAAUGCACAACAAAUCUCUUAUUUACAAACCUCACCGAUAAGCGUUGAGCCCUCUGAGAAGCCGCUAUCGUGCGAAGACUACGACGGGGCGAUGGAUGACACGUUAGGGUUCCGAAACGAUAGCAAUCAAUCAGAGACUCCUUAUGACAUGAGUCAAAGUUCAAGUUCACUUCCGAACUUGAUUCCAACUUCUCUUGAAUGCUUGAAAAUACCGAGCGUUGUAGAAGAUAAAUGGGAAGAUCUUAUAAACGAUGAAGAGUCAGAAUCUUACUGAAACAUGUGGUCAAG